GCAGGGACUUGGAAACAGAAAGGAAAAAGAAGCCCACAUUCUUAACACAAGACUUCCUUGGGCAUGCAAAAUGUCCAGUGAUGAUGUCAAAAAGACCAGAAAUUAUUUUAUUACUUUACUGUAGGUAAAUGAAGAGAGAAAGAAAAGCAAAAAAAGAAAAGUAAUAGGCUGCUUGUAGCGGGCGUGAUGGCUUCAAGGUUACUUCGUGGAGUUGGAGCGCUGGCCGCGCAGGCCCUCAGGGCUCGUGGUCCCAAUGGAGUUGCUGCGGUGCGCUCAAUGGCAUCUGGAGGUGGUGUUCCUACUGAUGACAAGCAGGCGACAGGGCUGGAGAGGGAGGUCAUGAUGGCUGAAAGGAAGGGGCUGGACCCAUACAAUAUUCUAGCCCCAAAGGCAGCUGCAGGCACCAAAGAAGACCCUAAUUUAGUCCCAUCUAUCACCAACAAGCGAAUAGUGGGCUGCAUCUGUGAAGAGGACAAUAGUACCGUCAUCUGGUUUUGGCUGCACAAAGGCAAGGCCCAGCAAUGCCCUAGCUGUGGAACCCAUUACAAGCUGGUGCCCCACCAAUUGGCCCACUGAGCCUUUGCACUAAUUUACUCAAAAUGUGCUGUGAAGUUUCUUCUUUCCAAUAAAGACUAGCCAUUGCAUUGGCUCCUUCUCCCAUAAAAAAAAAAAAAGAAAAAAGAAAAAGAAAAGUAAUACUGUACCUCCUUUUAAACCUAACGUGAACACUUGAAUUUAGAACAGAUUCUAUUCUAGGCUUGAAACUUUAUUCUUAUUCUUUAGCGUUAAGUGAAAUUUGAGACAAUUGUGAGCAAACUGGCCAAUGCUGUCAUCAUCAAUAAAUAUUUAUUUCUCAAUGAGGACAUGGCACUAUAUGAUAUACAGUGAGAAUUAUAGCUCAAAUUACAUAGGGCUUAUAGCAGGAGGCAAAAAAUUCAAAUGCCCGUGUCAGCAUAAGAAAUAUAGUCACCAGUAUUGGGACAGAUGGUAGCUACACUUCUGGUGAACAUAGCAUAAUGUAUAAAUCCCUAAGUAGUAUACUUGAAACUAUGUGUGUCAACUAUACAAACAGGAAACAAUAAUAUUGUAAAUAUUUGAAAGUUGCUAAGAGUAGAUCAUGGAAGUUCUCAUCGCAAGAAAAAAAUUAUAACCAUCUGUGGUGAUGGAUGUUAACUAGACUUACUGUGAUGAUCAUCUUGCAAUAUAUACAUAUAUAAAAUCAUUACAUUGGGGCACCUGGGUGGCUCAGUCGGUUAAGUGUCUAACUCUUGGUUUCGGCUCAGGUCACAUCAUGGGUCCUGAGAUCCAGCCUCACAUUGGGCUCUGCAGUAAGGGCAGAGUCUACUUGGGGAAUUCUCUCCCUCUACUGCUCCCACCACUCACAUGUGCACACGCACUCUCUCUCAAAUAAAUAAAUAAAUCUUGGGGUGCCUAGGUGGCUCAGUUGGUUAAGCAUCUGCUUAUGGCUCAGGUCAUGGUCUCGAGAUCCUGGGAUUGAGUCCACAUUGGGCUCCCUGCUCAGAGAAAGUCUGCCUCUCCCUCUGCCCCUCGUCCCCUCUCAUGCUCGCUCGCUCUCACUCUCUCAAAUAAAUAAAUAAGAUCUUUAAAAAUAAGUAAACAGUUUUUAAAAACUAAAAAAAAAGUCAUUACAUUAUACAUCUAAAACUAAUAUGUCAAUUAUACCUCAAUUAAAAAGAAAAAAAAAUAGGCAGCCCGGGUGGCCCAGUAGUUUAGCGCCACGUUCAGCCCAGGGCCUGAUCCUGGAGACCUGGGAUCAAGUCCCAUGUCAGGCUCCCUGCACGGAGCCUGCUUCUCCUUCUGCCCGUGUCUCUGCCGCUCUCUCUCUCUCUCUCUCUCUGUGUCUCUCAUUAAUAAAUAAAAUCUUAGAAAAAAGAAACAUGGGAUGCCUGAGUGGCUCAGUACUUCAGUGUCUGCCUUUGGCUCUGCUUCUGUCUCUAUCUCUCAUGAAUAAAUAAAAUCUGAAAAAAAAAAAAAAAAGGAAACAAACCUUAAAAAAAACCUUAAACACCUGUCAGGCCAGGAAGACUAUAUAUGAAUAAAAUAACACAGCAAAUAGGUAAGAAUAUACGUUUGUGUUUGUAUACCUAUACAUACAUAGACAUACAUAUGUACAUACAUAUGAAAGUUAUACAUAAUUGAAAUAUUUAAUGGAUUCUGAAGGUGGGAGAAAAAAAAUACACUAUGUUACAAAAUACUAAGUCAAAUGCUUCUCAGUCACAUAGAUAAAACCUCAUGGGAAAUGAUGAGAUUAAUUUUUUUUAGAUUAAUUCUAAAUUAAGCAAAAGUUAAGACUUUGCAAUCAAAGCAACAGCUGAGUCAGGUUAUUUGAUUCUUGCUUUCUUUUACUCAACGCUUUGAGUGCCUACCUGCACUGGUCCCUCUGCUAGUGAGGAUGUAGCAAAGAAUAAGAGUUUGCAAAUUGGUAGAGAAGGUUCAUGUUGAACAAGCAGUAAUAAGUAUAAUGUGUUAGUUACAAGAAAAAGCACAGGGUGCCAUGGGAUGUGUACAUAAGGUAGACUCUAUCAAUGGUCAGGAAAGACUUCUCCAAUGGCAUCAAUUGAUUAGAUAAAGGACAAGGAAAGGGAAAGGAAGGCUCUUGGAUGAAGAAAGAUCACAUGGUGCAGCAAAGGAAUGACAGGGGGCUGUCAUGGCUAGAACAGGGGAACAGGAGGGGGCCAGGACCACUAGAGGAGUCUGGGAGGAAAGGCUAACACAUUAGGGCUUUAUUCUGGAUGCAAUGGGUAGUCGUUAGAAGAUUUGAAACAGGAAAACUACAGGAUCUACUGAAGCUCUGUUUUAGGAAAACGAAAGAGCAGGUAAGACAAGAAAUGCGGAAUCAGAGAAGGAGACAAACCGUAAGAGACUCUGAACUCUAGGAAGUAAACUAAGGAUUGCUGGAGGCGAAGGGGUUGGGGGAUGGGGUAGCUGGGUGAUGGGCAUAAAGGAGGACGUGGUGGUGAAAUGGGUGUUGUAUGCAACUGAUGAAUAAUAGAACUCUACCACUGAAACUAAUGAUACACUAUAUGUUAAUUGAAUUUGAAUAUAAGAAAAAUUUUUAAAGAAAAAAAUAAAAAAUAACCAAACUUGGCAAUUCAUAAAUAAUUAAAACUUGAAUAUACAGAGAAAAAUGCAACCAGCAACAGAAGAGGAGGAUUAUAGAAAUAGAAACAAGCUUGGGAAGGAAGAUCAUGAGCUCAGUGUUGGGUAAGUUUCAAGUGUCAGCAGGACACCCAGGAGAUUAGGGAAAAGACUCAGAAAAAGAGUGCUUUAC
This is a messenger RNA of Nyctereutes procyonoides (raccoon dog), 3292 nucleotides long. Its product is annotated as cytochrome c oxidase subunit 5B, mitochondrial-like. NCBI's taxonomy places the organism in Eukaryota, Metazoa, Chordata, Mammalia, Carnivora, Canidae. The record is from RefSeq and is a predicted model, not a curated record. Gene Ontology annotation, biological process: mitochondrial electron transport, cytochrome c to oxygen. Gene Ontology annotation, cellular component: mitochondrial envelope. Bases 187 to 576 code for a protein of 129 amino acids. The transcript has a single exon.